CCUUUUCAGAACGAAAUGAUGAAUCCUUUGAAUAUUCGAAAGUUAAAUUUAUGUAUGAAGAUUCAACGAAAUAAAUAUAUUUUGUUACAGACCUGGAAAAUGACGACUAUCAAUGGUUCUACAGAUGUGACUGAUGCCACGAUGAAGGCCUCGAACGGGCAGGGAGAUUCAAACAUAGAGAUUAACACGGAGGAACUACAAUAUCUUGAUCUUUGCAAGAAGAUAAUCAAUACUGGAAGCAGGAGAGGGGACAGAACUGGAACUGGGACUUUGUCAAUAUUUGGCGCUCAGAUGCGGUUUUCUCUGCGUGAUAAUCGGUUUCCACUGUUGACUACUAAGAAAGUUUUUUAUCGUGGAAUUGCAGAGGAAUUAUUCUGGUUUAUCAGGGGUUCUACUAGUGCUAAGGAACUCCAGGAUAAGAAUGUUCGUAUCUGGGAUGGCAACAGUUCUAGGGAGUACUUGGAUUCUAUUGGAUUAACGGAAAGGGAGGUAGGGGAUCUGGGUCCUGUGUAUGGUUUUCAAUGGCGGCAUUUUGGCGCCAAAUAUGUGGACAUGCACACUGACUAUUCAGGUCAAGGUGUAGAUCAGUUAGCUAAGGUUAUUGAAACACUGAAAACGAAGCCGACUGACCGAAGAAUUAUUAUGUGUGCCUGGAAUCCUGCAGACCUUGAUGCAAUGGCCCUGCCUCCCUGCCAUUGUCUUGUACAGUUCCAUGUUGCUGACGGAGAGUUGUCAUGUCAGCUGUAUCAGAGGUCUGCAGAUAUGGGUUUAGGCGUCCCGUUUAAUAUUGCCAGUUAUGCUCUUCUGACUGUCAUGAUUGCACAUGUAACCGGACUGAAACCGGGGGAUUUUAUUCAUACUUUAGGGGACGCACACGUGUACACGAACCAUGUAGACGCACUGAAGGAACAGAUCAAGCGGGAACCCAGAACCUUCCCCACCAUCAAAAUCAACCGUACUGUCGAGAACAUCGAGGAUUUUAAGUUCGAGGAUUUUGAAGUUUCCGACUAUAAUCCGUACCCUAAGAUUGCCAUGGAAAUGGCAGUUUAACGGUUUUGUUGAACUUUAUUUUCCGUUCAUUCGACGUUAUGGUUAUACUUUAAAAAGUCGCAUUUAUCUGUUCAGCCAUUUUUUCUUAACUUUGUAAUUUUCUUUUUUUGUAAUUUUGCAUUUAUUUACGAUCACAAGCUGGUAAAUCAUAUAAUAAUGGCUGUGAAGUUAAGACUGAAACCUGGUGACAAUGACGAACCAAAAUGAGAAUGAAUCUCCCCAUGGUACAUUUUAUAUAAAAGAUUAAUACCAUUUCAGAA
Eurytemora carolleeae is the source of this 1310-nucleotide messenger RNA. RefSeq names its product thymidylate synthase. Bases 16 to 1050 code for a protein of 344 amino acids. Gene Ontology annotation, cellular component: mitochondrion; cytosol. Lineage: Eukaryota; Metazoa; Arthropoda; Copepoda; Calanoida; Temoridae. Gene Ontology annotation, molecular function: thymidylate synthase activity. The record is from RefSeq and is a predicted model, not a curated record. The transcript has 11 exons. Gene Ontology annotation, biological process: dTMP biosynthetic process.